Messenger RNA from Naegleria lovaniensis, 1449 nucleotides. RefSeq lists its product as uncharacterized. Gene Ontology annotation, molecular function: protein binding. The transcript has 3 exons. The record is from RefSeq and is a predicted model, not a curated record. Bases 1 to 1449 code for a protein of 482 amino acids. Lineage: Eukaryota; Heterolobosea; Eutetramitea; Acrasida; Naegleriidae.
AUGAAGAUAUUUCAAGUAGAGGCAACUGGCAGCGGUCCAGGAGGUAUUUGCUAUCACGUCAUGGAGGUUAUUGGUUCCAACUGCUACGUCCUUCUCGGUCAAAGGAAUUCCAAAGCAAAUCCCAACUCUGUCUUCAUCUUUGACUUGAUUAACCAAAAUUGGACAUGUCUCGAACAUCCUAAAGGAAAUGCUCCCACUCCUCGAUCUAUGGCUGCCUCAUGUGUAGUGGGAAAGAAAAUUUACGUCUUUGGAGGAUAUUCCUCUUCACCAACAAAUUCUGAAAAUCCAUCUCAUGUUCAUCAUCAUGAUCACUCUUCUCCACCUACUCAUGUUGUUUACAAUGGAUUGUAUUAUUUUGACACGGAAACAAACGAAUGGAUACAUAUUGAAAAUAACCCUAAUGGAUUGUGGCCCGAUCCAAGAGCUGGAGCUCAAAUGUGGUAUUACAAUGGAAAGUUGUACCUCGUAGGAGGAUGUCAAGGUCGUUCUCUUUAUUUUUCCACAUUGUAUGAAUAUACCAUCGAGUCAAAUACAUGGAAAAUCAUUGAGACCACUUGUGCCGAAUGUUCUGAUUACAUGGAAGAAUCUUCAAGACAUUUCAAUGCCGUGGUUCAUGAUUCGAACCAAAAUGAAUGUCACAUUCAAAAACCAGAACGUUUUUGUUGCUUUUCAGCAAAUUUAAUUGAAAAUGAAGUUUUUGUUUUUGGAGGACUUUUUGCAAAUGAGGAAAUGGAACAUCAUCAACCUUCCAACAUGUUAUUUGUGUUGGAUAUGGACACUAUGGAAUGGCGAAGACCACGAAUGGCCUCAGAAAAUACAUUUGUUCCUAGAGCAAGGGCCUCUCACACCAUGUGUCCAAUUGGAUCUUGUAAUUUAAUUCUCACGGGAGGUUGUGACGUUGUUCACAAUUCGGAUUAUGAUCCUCAUGUCUACAUGCUCAAUGUGAAAGAGAUGAAAUGGUACAGCUUGACAGAAUUCUUCUUUGGAUCUCACAUGCCAAAACUUGUUGGAUUAUCGAGUGUGUAUUGUCAAGAAACGAAACAAGUAUUUUAUUUGGGAGGAAAAACAUUUGACGACAUGUUGAGCGACCAUCACUUUUAUCGAAUUGACACCACUCUUGUGAAGCUUAUUCAUGAACAUGAAUAUUUAACACACAGAAACGACACGAACAAAAAUUAUGGAUCGACUUGGAAGAGAAAUUCCUUAAAAUUGGAAAAACGAAAUCAGGAAAGCAUUGGACAGCCACCAAUUGGUAGUAGUGUGAACUCGACUACUUUUCAAACGAGAGAAAAGAGAAGCAAAUCUUCUAUUAUUACCUAUUCACCCAUUCCACAAGUGGACUCUGAUAGUGAAUUAUUGGAAUUGGAUGAAGUGAAACUUGGUGACCAAAGUUCCACUACAUCUUCAAAACGAACCAUUGAACAUUUAUUGGACCUUUUCAAAAAGUAA